UGAAGACGAAGAGCGUCUGCAAUUUCGACCAAAUCCUUCACAACACAACCAGCAACCACGCUCGCGCGCCCGUGUUUACGUGCACCCAAAGGACCAUCGUGAUGGAGACCUCCGUUCACGUCAACACGCAGAGGGAACUCUUUUGUGCCGCUUUGCUGCUCUUCGUCACAUUCUCUUCCGCGCAAGAAGACUCCCCGGUGAAGAAUGCUCAGUGUCACAACUACGCGGGAGGACACGUCUAUCCUGGAGAGGCUUCCCGUGUGCCCGUUUCAGAUCAUUCCCUGCACCUCAGCCAGGCCAAGAUUUCAAAGGCCGCGCCACACUGGGAAGGAACAGCGGUCAUCAACGGUGAAUUCAAGGAGCUGAAGCUGUCCGACUACAGAGGGAAAUACCUCGUCUUUUUCUUCUACCCUCUGGAUUUCACGUUUGUCUGCCCAACCGAAAUCAUCGCCUUCAGUGAUCGCGUGCAUGAGUUUCAGGCCAUCAACACAGAAGUGGUUGCCUGCUCGGUGGACUCCCAGUUCACCCACUUGGCCUGGAUCAACACAGCCAGGAAGCAGGGAGGACUUGGACCAAUGAAAAUCCCUCUUUUGUCUGACCUCACUCACCAGAUUUCCAAAGACUAUGGAGUCUACCUGGAGGAUCAGGGCCACACGCUGAGGGGGCUCUUCAUCAUUGACGACAAAGGCGUCUUGAGGCAGAUCACCAUGAAUGAUCUUCCAGUUGGGCGAUCCGUGGAUGAGACGCUUCGGCUGGUGCAAGCGUUCCAGUACACCGACAAACACGGAGAAGUGUGUCCAGCAGGAUGGAAACCAGGCAGUGCCACAAUCAUUCCCGACCCUUCAGGCAAACUGAAGUAUUUUGAUAAACUGAACUGAUGGAAUACAUUUGAAAAUUCAAAUAAAAUAUCUUUUGGUAAUA
This is a messenger RNA of Hippocampus comes (tiger tail seahorse), 921 nucleotides long. RefSeq names its product peroxiredoxin 4 (gene prdx4). Gene Ontology annotation, biological process: response to oxidative stress; cellular response to stress; hydrogen peroxide catabolic process. Gene Ontology annotation, cellular component: endoplasmic reticulum; cytosol. The record is from RefSeq and is a predicted model, not a curated record. Lineage: Eukaryota; Metazoa; Chordata; Actinopteri; Syngnathiformes; Syngnathidae. The coding region runs from base 102 to 878 and encodes 258 amino acids. The transcript has 7 exons. Gene Ontology annotation, molecular function: thioredoxin peroxidase activity.